AAUUCUUUGAUAUUUGUCACUUUGUUAUUAAAUAUUAUCGCGUUCUUGGAUGUUAUUUUAAUUCAUAAUUAGUUGAAAUCCUAGAUUAUAUCCAGGGAUUUUCUGUGUUUAUUAUUGGUCUUAUCAGGACUUCUAAAUUCAUAGUUUCAUCUUUAGUUUUUUUUUACAAUGUCUUCAGAAAGUUUCGGAGUAGUGAACGAGUUAGCUCCAGUAUUUCGUCCAUAUAUUCAAAAUGUAUAUCAAGAUUUGAAACUGGGUUUAUGUAAGACGAAAGUUGACUUUGAAAGAGUAUCCGGCAACUCAGAUGGUGGUGAAAGCCAAAUACGAAUUGUUUUACCUUAUUGUUCGAAGAAGCUAAAAUGGGAAAUAAUAUUUGAUGCAACAGCACCCUGGUUCGCGCCAGAUUUCAGAUUUGAUGACGAUAGCUUCCUUAUGAAUGUUGAUGAACAGUUUUUAGAAGAAAAAGUUCCAAGUCUGGCCAAAUGGAAUGAAAAUGAUCCCAAAGCACUCAGUGAUGUUAUAUCAGAACUGAUCAAUGUUUACAAACUUUACCAGAUAAAAAAGUUAAAUGAAGAUGAUAGUUCCCGAGCAUACUUUGAAUACAGUGCAUUGCUUGGUGAUGCUCUCACGUCUGAGAAUGAUAUUGAAGUAUGGGUUGGCAGCCACAUCGUGGAGUUCUUGAUCAGGCUGAAUGUUGAUACUUCAAGAUUACCGGAGUUGUAUAGUGAUGGAAUAGAGAAGAAUCCUGGAAUAGACACAGCAUUACUACUAGUGAGAUACCCAAACUCAACAAAUGCUGAGUUGAUACUGUCACCAGUACUAACUAAAUCACUAGGGAACAUAUCACUACCCUUGAUGCAUCAGUCAGGAGUCCUUAUGGAUUAUGUACCCAUGGUGACAGAACUUUUAAAUAAUAAGAUAAAUGACUUGCUGAACAAUGAAAAGUUAAAGAGGGACUUGCUUGCACAACUUAUUGUAAAGUAUGAAGGAGCUGUCCUAGAGCAUGACACCAAUAAUGCAGCAUUCUUGUUCGAGAUGAAUAGUUUUCACUGGAUCUUACAGAUAGAUAUUGGUGUUAAAUUUCCAGAAAAGCCUCCAGUAUUAACUCUAAGAUCGAUUUAUCAUUGCAAUAAAGGGAAGCCAAUAUACAAAGUUCUUUCAGGCUGUCCAUACAAUAACUUCGAAGGCUAUAUUGAACAGCAGGUUGAGAUUUUCAAAAAUGAAUGUAUGGGACUCCCAGCUAACAGUCAACAAAUUCUGACUUUGGAAAACUAAUGGCAAACUAAUGCUUUGCUGUUAAUUUAUGGGUAGGAAUCAUAAGUGGAUAAACAAACCAUAGAGAGCCAUAUAUAAUGUCGCCCAAGCCGUAUUUACGCGUCAAAUCAGCAAUUUGACAGCUUAAAAUGGUUUAGUUAUCGUCAUAGUUAAAUGAUGAAACCUAUCAUAACCAUUAAACUACAUUUUGUAAGAUUUAAACAUUCUUUAUGUAAGAGGAUUACAGUUUACAGUGUAAAUAAAAGAGUUCCAUUUA
Messenger RNA from Helicoverpa zea (corn earworm), 1531 nucleotides. RefSeq names its product BRISC and BRCA1-A complex member 2-like. The coding region runs from base 169 to 1275 and encodes 368 amino acids. The transcript has 7 exons. The record is from RefSeq and is a predicted model, not a curated record. Lineage: Eukaryota; Metazoa; Arthropoda; Insecta; Lepidoptera; Noctuidae. Gene Ontology annotation, cellular component: BRCA1-A complex; BRISC complex. Gene Ontology annotation, biological process: double-strand break repair.